ACUUCAAAAUUCUAAAUUGAUAACUAAUCAGAUUGUAAUGGGUUUUAUUUAGGGCACAAAACCCAACAAUACUCUCUAAAAAUUAUUAUAUUAAAUUAUAUGAGAUCCGAUAUUUAAUUAGACCAAUAAUAAUAUUGACACAUAAAAAGGUGCUAGACACUACUAUUACCCAAUAACAUUUCUCUUAUUAAUUAUAGCUAAAUUGGAAAGAGAGAAUAGCAGAGUAUACAGUAAAAUAGAGAAGUAGAGAGGUGGGAGCUUGCCACGCUAUGGCUGCCUCGAAGUACCUACAAUCAACACACCGCACGCGUCCCUUAGUCCCACAUCUCACAAACCCACAAUCCCAACUAUUACUUAUUACUAUUUAUUUAUUAUAUUAGAUUAAAACAAACAUUUAUUUCAAAAAUCAAAAUCACCAUUUCUUAUUGUUUGUUUCUUUUAAGGAUGGCCGACGAUGAAGAAGCCCGGUUGGAGUUCCGGUCGUACCCGGAUAAUGCAUGGUACUCGGUUCGGAUUAUGAUUGAAGGGGAUUACGCCGACAUUCUAAGAAUCAAGUACAGCAAUUUUCCGGAUGACAACGACAGCAUUUUCCGAGCGGCUGAGUUCAAGGACGAAGAUCAUUUUAAAGACUUUGCUUCCAGGUUUAGACCCAUCUCUUCUCAGCUUCAAGACUCCGAGUGCUCCCAGGUUGUCCAGGGUUUGCUUGUGUGCGCUUCACAUCACUUCAACGCCGAUGACAUUCGCUUCUACGACGCAGUUGUUGAAGAGGUGGAUCAUUGUGAACAUUCUUUUGCAAACGGAGAAGAAGAGUGUUUGUGCACUUUUAUUCUAUCCUGGCUACAUGGUCCAGUGGCUGGAUACAUUACUGCUGAAAGACUUGAACAAAUUUGCAGAGUUCAGCAUAGGGACGAAAUAGAUACAGUUGUAGCUUCUUUUUUAAGUAAGGUGAAGGCGAAACUUAAAACUGGUUCUUGUAGAUCUAAUCGUCAAGUCACCACAGGUGUCGCUCACAAUUAUCACGGACAACCUCCAAUCAUGAAAAUUUCGCACAAUCUAAGUUUUUCUCACCAUUUGAAGCAGGAAACAAAGUUCACCAAGUGGUUUUUGAGUGAUACCUUGUCAUCCAAAUGGGCUAUUGGUCGUCCUUGUGAAAAGAAAGGGCAAGACAUUGACUUUGGAGGAGUCAAAAACUAUUUGAUUUUUGUUGAUAAUAUUGAGAAAGACUUAACUCAUACAGAAAUCAUGGAGUUUAUAAAGAAAAAGGUGUCGAUCACAUCUCAAGCAUUUCUUUUUCCUAGUUUGUCAUCAGAUAUUUGUACUCGAGGAUGUAUUCUGUUGGAUACCCAAAGUCACUUUGAGAAGUUAUGUAACUUUUUGAAUAAUCCAGAUCAUAUUAUCGUGUCUUUAAGUGGGAGGCCAUGGGUAAUGACCGAAACAAUGAAAGUGAAUGAUUCUCUUCGAGCUUCAAUCCUAAGCCUCUCACUUUUAUCUCAGGUAAUUUUGUUUUGCUGAUCAUUCUCGUCUUCCCCGUCCCCGUCGUGUAGAAGAAUUUUCAUCAGUAUUUAUUGAAGCAGAGCUUUUGCAUGAAUUUUACAGAAAAGGAAAGGGAACAAUGGAAGUAGAGAUGAGUUGAAGGUUGUCUAUUCAGGAAGUGUUGAAUACAGGUUAGCCAAGCAUCUAAGCAAUUUGUACAAGGACCUUUCUGAUCAACAGAAGAGACUGCAGAAGAGGUUGAUUGUUGAAGAAGGAAAAAUAUGGCAACAUUACAAUCGAAAACUCAGGAUUAAAAGUUAAGUGUUCCCUGCUGUCCACUUUUUUUUGUUUAUGUUUUUGUUUGCAUAUAUGCCCAUUGCUAUACUUUAGCUAAUCAUACUUGAUUUUUGCUUGCGCAAAACCCACUACAACACUAGUAGUUUCCAAUGCAGAGGUUUCAAGCCUGCCUUUUUGUAAUGUUUCAUCUCUGGUUUACUUUUGUUGUUUGCUGAUCUUGUAUAUAGAUGUAUAGCACUUGCAACAACCAUGUAAUGAAAAUACUUAAUUGCUAAAGUUAUUAAAACUCAAGUACUUGUCAAAAAAA
This is a messenger RNA of Cannabis sativa, 2077 nucleotides long. RefSeq lists its product as uncharacterized. NCBI's taxonomy places the organism in Eukaryota, Viridiplantae, Streptophyta, Magnoliopsida, Rosales, Cannabaceae. The record is from RefSeq and is a predicted model, not a curated record. The transcript has 6 exons. Gene Ontology annotation, molecular function: chromatin binding. Bases 445 to 1512 code for a protein of 355 amino acids.